Messenger RNA from Ceraceosorus guamensis, 697 nucleotides. RefSeq lists its product as hypothetical. NCBI's taxonomy places the organism in Eukaryota, Fungi, Basidiomycota, Exobasidiomycetes, Ceraceosorales, Ceraceosoraceae. The transcript has a single exon. The record is from RefSeq and is a predicted model, not a curated record. The coding region runs from base 125 to 475 and encodes 116 amino acids.
CGCACUUGAGAAGAGUGUGUUAGCACAUCUCUGAGGCCAAGAAACCGCGGAUGUUUGCCCUUCAUCUGUCCGUGAGCGAUGAUUGACUGCGGCAUGGCCGUUCGCCCGCUCAACGCGUUGACUCAUGCGCUCAAGCAGCGUCACUCCACAUCCUGGAACACUCGUUCAGCUCGCACCGUUCUUUCUGCGAAAAUCUUCUUUACAAAGCUGCUGCGUAAUGCCAGUCCUUCGCAGAAGUCGCAGCGGAUCUCAACAUGUGAGCUCUCUCGCUCGGUGUGGCUAUCUUGGGCCUUCGCUGCGCCCAGUCACUUGCUCGCCCAUCUGCACUGCCAUCAAUGGCCGCACAGCUAAAUCUUGCCUCUUAACCUUGCUGAAUGACUUGCUGUGGCACACGAAGCGCCUGCUCAUGCAUUGGCCUCGGCACGCGGACCUGUGCUGCGAUUUGCGAGGGUUCGAAAUCGAAUUACGUCGUUGAUAUACCGCUAAGUUGUAGGUGAAUGGUGCUCGUAGAUGAGAUGUAGCUUCUGAUUCAACAUCAGAAAGCAGGAGGAUGAUUCCACACACGGAAGCAUCUAGAUGCUAGCGAGCGUACCACAGACGAGCGUAGAAAAAUCUGUGGCGGAGACGUAGAAUGCCGUGUAGGGAGCAAUCUGCAUUCGUUGAAAAGAGAACUCCCUUCACGGUGAGGCAGCGCGUA